AAAGCAUGAACGACCACCCUUUGCCCAUGCAGGCGGACUCAGCCCUUGUUGCAGCAAACACUUUUGACUUUUGCCAGCGAGGAGAGGGACUACUCCGCGUCCUUCGCCCGCUUUCUUUCUCUGACAAUAUUUGAGGACGUUUUGGCCGCGCGAGCUAACGGGGAGCCCGUGCCGGGGACGCGUCUCGGCGAAAACGCACUUCCCGCAUUCCUCUGCUGCCGAUUCGCGCGUCACUUGCUGGUCGGGGGGGGUCCUGUCAGGCAUGCUGUAGACCUGUCUCUCUGCACCAAGGGCGAUGAAGUUUGAGGUCCGGAUGAGCGGGACCAUGCGUGCACAAUUCAAGAGUCUAAGGGUGCUGCUUUUGUGCCUCACGAUUGCCAUCCACAUCUCAGGAGUGCAAGCAGGCGGGAAGAAACACAGUGGCCCAUGUGGGGGAAGAGACUGCAGUGGAGGCUGUAAAUGUUUCCCGGAGAAGGGCGCCAGGGGCCAGCCAGGGCCUCUUGGUCCUCAGGGGGCCCAGGGCCCACCAGGAAGAUCAGGGGAACCAGGAAUCCAAGGACAGAAGGGAGAGAAAGGUGACCAGGGCCGUGGAGGGAUCAUUGGCCCCAAAGGAGCUGUGGGAAUGACCGGUGUCCCUGGGUUUUCUGGAGCAGAUGGCAUUCCUGGCCACCCCGGACAAGCCGGGCACAGGGGGAAGCCAGGAGCGGACGGCUGUAACGGCACACAGGGAGAUGUGGGGACACCAGGGCUACUGGGCGAUGACGGCCUGAAGGGUCAUCCUGGUGAACCAGGGAGAAAGGGAGAGAAAGGAGAUUCUCUGGAGCUGAGUGUGUUUAUGGAGCGUUUCAGGGGUCAUCCAGGUUCACAAGGAUACCCUGGAUCGAAUGGCAAACCGGGUAACAUAGGAAAGGUGGGCACCCAAGGCGCUACAGGACUAAAGGGCCCCCAAGGGCCUCCAGGGCCACCUGGGCCAAAGGGUGCCAUGAGCAAAGUGCUAAAGGGUGUCAAAGGAGUGCGGGGUGACACCGGUGAGCCGGGGCCACCAGGGAACUCCACUCACCCCCACACGUCACCUCUCUCUGGGCCACAGGGAUGGAAAGGAGAUAAAGGUCUGAAAGGAGAAAGGGGAGAUCUGGCGGACAACAAAGGAGAAAGUGGCGUGGUCGGGAACGCGGGACCACGGGGCACGCGCGGCGAAGAUGGGCCGCCUGGACCUCGGGGAGACGUCGGUCAGCUGGGGGAACGUGGCAGAGACGGUCUGAAGGGGACCAGAGGAGACCCUGGAGAGCUGAUUGCAUCAGGACGUCCAUCAUGGACAUGGCCUCCUACUGUCGGUCCUCCUGGAGAGCCGGGUCCCCAGGGAGAGAGGGGCCCGGUGGGAGAGACAGGCUUCCCUGGUCCCCCUGGACUCCCUGCCAGUGCAACACAGCAACAAGUAUGGUCUUUAUUUGGGCCAUUAGGCUUUAAAGGGGUGGAGGGAGAAAAGGGCCCACAAGGUGAGCCAGGUAUUCCUGCCGUCACUUCCGGACCCCAGGGCAUCAGGGGCCACCCAGGACGACCAGGGCCUCCCGGGCCCAAAGGAUCAUGGGCAGAGUUCUUCAAGGGGGCUGAAGGCAGCAUGGGAAGGCCAGGCCCUGGAGGUUAUAAAGGAGAGAAAGGUGAUCACGGGCUCUGUGAGUGCAGUGUUGUGAACCAGAUACCAGGUCUGCCCGGCCCGGCAGGCGAGCUUGGUGAUGAUGGGAUGGCCGGAGAGUUUGGGCAGAAGGGUGACGCCGGAGACGAAGGACCACAAGGACACGAUGGACUUCCUGGAUUUCCUGGUCCCAGGGGUUUUCACGGUCCCAAAGGCAGGAAGGGGAACACCACCGUGGUCAAAGAUAAAGGAUAUCCUGGCAGCCCCGGGGAGCCCGGUCGAGGAGGCGAAUCAGGAGUACAGGGGGCUCCAGGUCAAAUUGGUGCCCAUGGGCUCCCUGGCAGCCGCGGUACACAAGGAGAGGGCCCCGUGGGAGAGCCUGGAGACAUAGGUUACUCCGGACACUCAGGUCUACCUGGUGUAGCCGGGCUGAGAGGAGAACCAGGCCAGGCUAUGGGAGCCGCCAGAGGCAGACCAGGUUUACCAGGAGAUGAUGGUUUGCCGGGCCAUGGUGGUGUUCCUGGUCCUCCCGGUAGCCCAGGAGGCUGUAGUCCUAAUGCAAGAGGAGAUGGAGGACAGUGGGAUGUAACAGGUGAUUGCCACGUCGUCCCAGGACCUCCAGGGUUUUCUGGUCCUCCAGGACCCACUGGAUUACCAGGUUUUCAAGGCCCACCAGGUCACAAGGGACCACAUGGUCCCGCUGGCACUGACGGAGAGAAAGGAGAAAGAGGAGAGCAAGGCACAGGAGGCUCUCCUGGACAUCCAGGUUUUGUCGGCAUACGUGGUGACUUGGGUCUACCCGGCAGCAAAGGUGUGGUAGGAAACUCCGGUUUACCCGGUAUCCGCGGCCGGGACGGGUCACCAGGUGAGAAGGGUCUGCAUGGUGAGAUCCUCGACGCAUCGCAUGGACCUCCCGGUGACUCGGGCCCACCAGGGUUUCAGGGAGUUAAAGGCAUUGACGGAAAUCAAGGAGAGCCAGGCUACCCAGGAAUGGCUGGCAUGCCUGGUAUGAUUGGCUUUAAGGGUGAGGUUGGCCCUCCAGGCCUACAAGGGAAGGAAGGGAGACCUGGACCAGAUGGGAAGUAUGGCUACCCUGGUGUGCCUGGAAUAGCAGGCCAACCUGGAUCACCUGGGGUCUUUGGAGAAACAGGACUGACUGGAGAGAGGGGAAGUGAUGGGUCCCCGGGCCCUCCAGGUCCAAUUGGACUCAAAGGCAACCCAGGGUCUUCUGGUGACAAUGGCACCGUAGGAGAGAGUGGUCCUCCAGGAUACCACGGAGUGCCUGGCCCAGACGGCUUUUCAGGCCUUCCAGGACUUAAGGGGAUUAAAGGUUCUUCAGGAAUGUUGGGCUUUGUGGGGAACGUGGGAGACCCAGGAUUUGAGGGGCAUAGCGGCCUAAAGGGAGAGCCUGGGGUCCCAGGUCUGGCUGGCGAUAAAGGAGGCAUGGGCACGAGUGGAGAAAAGGGUGAUCGUGGUUUGAGAGGACCACCAGGGGAAAAGCCUCACGUUCCUCGUCAGGUCAUCGCUGACAUGAAGGGAGCCAAGGGUGACCAUGGAACAUCAGGGGAAGAGGGUUUCACUGGACCCAGGGGUGAAAAGGGUUUUCCUGGUCUUCCAGGGUACGAGGGCACUCAUGGUCUUCCCGGAGACCCCAGCCAUGAGAAGGGUCAUCAAGGCGACCUGGGCGCAGAAGGACUUCCAGGGCCAAAGGGAAUGCCGGGGCAAACUGGAAACCGUGGAAUCAGCGGCUUCCCAGGGAUGUUUGGCAGCCAGGGGGCUAAAGGUAGCCCUGGUGCCUAUGGUGCUUCAGGAGAUUUUGGACGGAAAGGAGUCAAAGGUGAUAAGGGUACUUGUAUCGACCUUCCCGGAUCAACAGGCCUGAGAGGAGAGAUUGGUUUCACUGGGGAAACAGGCCAGAAAGGACUAUUGGGAAACUCUGGAGACCAGGGCAGCCCGGGUUUUGAUGGUAUCGUGGGGAUGAAGGGCGGGCUGGGCGAUUUCGGCUCAGAAGGCCUCACAGGUUCAGAUGGACAGAGAGGAUUUCCUGGUAAACAAGGUCAAAAGGGAUCUCCUGGGAUUCCCGGGGGGUCAGGGAUCUCUGGCUUACCUGGCCUCCCAGGAAACAGAGGUUUCCCUGGACUGAAGGGUCUUCGUGGACUAGAUGGACUGGCUGGUCAAAAGGGCAUCACCGGGGUUCCAGGUGUGGAUACCUACGGAUCCUCCGGGGAGCCAGGGGUCAAAGGGCAGAGGGGAGAGAGCGGUAUUCCCAACAACGAGGCCGGUGUCCAGGGCAUAGAGGGCUCCAAAGGCUCCCCUGGAUCCUCAGGUGAACAGGGAGUACCAGGACCCACAGGGUUUAGAGGAGCCCCAGGACUCGAGGGGACCCCAGACAUACCUGGACACACUGGGGACCCCGGCUCCCCAGGACCUAAAGGAUAUACAGGCUUCCCUGGACCCAGAGGAGUUGCAGGGUUUGAUUCCCCCCCUGGAGAGAAGGGUCUGCCUGGACAAUAUGGAUUCCCUGGAUUCCCUGGUCUCAAAGGAUACAGAGGGGACCAAGGUCCAUCUGGAUACAGGGGACCCAGUGGGGUGUCUGGGAGGAAAGGAGUGAAAGGGGAACAAGGAAUGAUGGGUCUCCCCGGUCCUUCCGGUACUCUGGGAAACAGAGGACCAGUCGGUCCAAAAGGAGACACUGGACCCAAAGGUUCUCUUGGGGCUCCGGGCAAGCAGGGUCCUCCUGCAACUCCCAUCCGAAUCCCAGGAGAGAGGGGCCCUCCAGGACCACAGGGACGGUGGGGACCACAGGGGCCCAAAGGGGUCACAGGGCCACACGGAUUUCCUGGAGAUCAAGGUUUCUUUGGACCAAAGGGCCAGAAGGGAAUGCCAGGGAUCGGUGGUCGGCCAGGUACACCUGGAUACCGUGGAGAUGUUGGACAAAUGGGCCAUCCUGGUCUGCAGGGCAUGGAAGGUCACCGUGGUAACACCGGUAUCCCUGGGUUACCUGGGAUGCCUGGCCGAAGCAUCAAUGUGGGUUACCUGCUGGUGAAACACAGCCAGACAGAGCAGACCCCCAUGUGUCCGGUGGGGAUGGCGAAACUGUGGGACGGAUACAGUCUGCUGUAUUUCGAAGGUCAGGAGAAAGCCCACAACCAGGACCUGGGAUUGGCUGGAUCUUGCCUCCCACGGUUCAACACCAUGCCCUUCCUUUACUGCAACCCGGGAGAUAUCUGCUACUACGCCAGCCGAAAUGACAAGUCCUACUGGCUGUCCACGACCGCACCUCUUCCAAUGAUGCCCGUGGAGGAGGGAGACAUUAAGCCCUACAUCAGCCGCUGCUCGGUGUGCGAGGCUCCGUCCGUUGCCAUAGCAGUCCACAGCCAGGACAUCACCAUCCCUCAGUGCCCCUUGGGCUGGCGCAGCCUCUGGAUCGGCUACUCUUUCCUCAUGCACACGGCGGCAGGGGACGAAGGGGGAGGUCAGUCGCUGUCGUCUCCUGGCUCCUGCCUGGAGGAUUUCCGCACCACGCCGUUCAUCGAGUGCAACGGGGCCAAAGGCACCUGCCACUACUUUGCCAACAAGCACAGCUUCUGGCUGACCUCCAUAGAUCAGUCCUUCCAGAGCGAACCUGUGUCAGAGACCCUCAAAGCGGGGCAGCUCCUGUCCCGCAUCAGCCGCUGUCAGGUCUGCAUGAAGAACCUGUGAGCCAGACUCCCAACAUUUCAACAUUUGCUUUCUCAACACCACUAACAGGAAAGAAAAAAAAAAGUCUUCGAAAGACAAUUCGUUCCAGUGUCUUCUCUCCGAGUAUUACACCAACGCAACCGAGUAGAAUGGGAAAUACUGAAGUACUUCGAUAAGUGCGACUGGCUGAGAGAUGGAAGGACUGUGCGACUUCUCACUGACGCAGAAUGGAGGCCCUGUGAAGUCCACAUGGAAAGUGUAAUUUUUUUUUAAUGUAUAAUGAUUGGAUGGUGCUUACUCUUAACUUAUUACCUCAGCUACUGCGAUGCAGCAUGUCUGAUCAGAGAUGACACACUACAGCUGAACCAAAGAUGCCCAUGUAUAUGCACUGCUUCAGUUAAUACCGGUUUUUAUUUUAUGUUGUUUUUUCCUUCUUCUUUCGGGGUGUACAACCUCAACAUUACCACUAACACGCCACUUAUUGUAAAUUAUGUCCGGUCUGAAAGUGGUUCGCACUCGACAGUGUCGUUUUGCUUCGUCUCCAAUGUUCGUACAAAACUUUAUACAACGAAAUAAUCUCACAUAUGUUUGUUUUUUUAACACUUAUCAACUAUCUCUGAAACGUGUAUGCCUUAGUUAUUCCAUAAGACAUUUGGUCACAAUACAAUGCACUGAUUUUCUCUUGUAUAUCUGCUGAAUGAACUUGACCCCCCUCCUCCCUCCCUCCCUACUCCCCCUCUUCCUCAAGCUUUUGAAUAUUUUGGUCCUCUUGUACCAGUGUCGCAGUCUUCCCGUCGCCGGGCUCGCUGGGAGCUUCACAGCAUCAGCUUGUCAACAGUACCGAAUGUAAACAGUGCCGACCAAAGGUCCAACCCGACCGUUAGAUCACAGCGAGUCUCUGCUCUGCUUUAAAGCUUUACUUCCCAGAAGUGGGUCAAACCUGCUCCCAAAACAUAACACAUUCUUCCAGAGAUUCAAGUAAGUCUUGUUUAUUUAGGACAGUAAAUUCAGCUGGUUUGAUUUCCAAUGCAACGGCGCUGAUUUUCAAGGAGCAACAAAUUUAAUUGCAAAGUAAUUGUAAAAACAUUAAAAAUGUUGAUCGUUAUA
Molecule: messenger RNA, 6421 nt
Organism: Lampris incognitus (smalleye Pacific opah)
Lineage: Eukaryota; Metazoa; Chordata; Actinopteri; Lampriformes; Lampridae
Gene: col4a2
Product: collagen, type IV, alpha 2
Exons: 48
Coding region: 296-5335 (1679 amino acids)
Cellular component (GO): collagen trimer; basement membrane
Molecular function (GO): extracellular matrix structural constituent
Source: RefSeq, a predicted model, not a curated record